Camelina sativa (false flax) is the source of this 620-nucleotide messenger RNA. The record is from RefSeq and is a predicted model, not a curated record. NCBI's taxonomy places the organism in Eukaryota, Viridiplantae, Streptophyta, Magnoliopsida, Brassicales, Brassicaceae.
AAAAGAUUUUAGCUUUUCUUCUCCUUUUUUUUUUUAAAAGAUGUUCUCAUCCGAAUUUGAUAGGUCAAAAUCAUUCAAAUUCUGGGAAAUUAAUGACAAAAAAAUAUACUCAUUUUGAGAAAGUUAUAAACUUUAUAAGGUCUUAGAUCUGAAUUUAUAUAUUUUUCCAUUGUGUGUUCUUUUUCUGGUUUUGCAGAAUCAAGAGAUUUGGGGGAGGUGAAGGAUUGAGAGAGAGAGACAUGGAUGAAACAAUGGCAGCUAGGUAUUGGUGUCACAUGUGUUCACAAAUGGUGAAUCCAAUAAUGGAAUCUGAAAUCAAAUGUCCCUUUUGUCAAAGCGGGUUCAUUGAAGAAAUGAGCAGUAAUGACAAUGGAGAUGGAGGAGGAGGUGGAAGCAGAGGCAUCAUAACAAGAGAUGUUCAAGAUUCAGAAACAGAUUUUGGAACAGACCGUGCGUUGUCUCUAUGGGCACCAAUCUUGCUUGGGAUGAUGAGUAGUCCUAGGAGACGAAGAAGGUUUAGGAGAUCAGAGUUUGGUGAAGACAAUGAUGAUGAUGAUGAGUUGAACAAUGUUGAUGGGAAUGAUAACAAAUCAAGAGAUUUGGGGGAGGUGAAGGAUUGA